GACCAGCUCAGCGCCCGCGUGCGGGCGCGCCUGCUCGACCAGAUCGGCUCGGGCCCCUCGGAGCCGCCGCGGGCUCCGAGGCCCCCGCGGCGGAGGCCCCAGGCAGACAGCCGGCCCAGGGCGCCCCCGAAGCCGCGCACGCCGUGGUACCUGCCGCCCGACAAGUGGUUCUCCAAGGAGGCGUCGGGCGAGACCGGCGAGGGCGGCAGCGUUGGCUUCCCCUACGACGGGCGGUACAACGCCAGGACGGCCGCCCUCGACCAGGACGGCGGCGCUGAGGGAGGCCCCCCGUCGCAGCGGGAGAAGGAGUCGCUGCAGAUCGUGGAGGCCUACAGGCAGUACAUGCGGGAGGAGAACAAACGCAUGGUCGUCAAGUGCCAGGACGGCGACGAGGCGGCGAAGAGCCUGGCGGGCGAGUACGAGGAGCAGGGCGUGCCGCAGCUGGACCGGAGGGUCUACAAGAAGGCCGUGGCUGCCGGCAGGGGCGAGGUCUUCCUGGCCUACUGGGACGGCCGCGACGGCACCGCCGAGGGCUGGCGGUUCAGCAGCCGGGUCGGGGGCAACCAGCCGACCGAGCGGCCCGUGCAGUUGUACGCCGUCUGCCCGUCCGACUCGGCGGCGCCGCCGGGGGCGGGCUGGCGAGUGCCGUGGGACGCCGCGGCGCCCAGGCCCGGCUUCCAGGUGAAGGAGAAGCCGCAGCGCAAACCGGCCUUCCUGCAGUGA
Molecule: messenger RNA, 723 nt
Organism: Prorocentrum cordatum
Lineage: Eukaryota; Dinophyceae; Prorocentrales; Prorocentraceae
Source: the annotation of a GenBank genome assembly